Messenger RNA from Eurytemora carolleeae, 614 nucleotides. RefSeq lists its product as uncharacterized. The coding region runs from base 96 to 524 and encodes 142 amino acids. Lineage: Eukaryota; Metazoa; Arthropoda; Copepoda; Calanoida; Temoridae. The transcript is spliced from 6 exons. The record is from RefSeq and is a predicted model, not a curated record.
CAACCUAGAUUAUUCUAUCUGUAUCCUAGAUUGGUAGUGGGAAUAUAGCAGGAACUAACCAUCUAUCUAACCUAGAUUAUUCUGCCUGUAUCAGGAUGUCAUCAGGAUAUUGCGGAAUACGAUGGUCCCAAUAUCCCAGUGAUAGUGUAUCCUUUACUCUUAGUGGAGAUAGUAGUAUUCUGACUACCACUUCUCCGCAGAAAGUACAGGAUGUAAAGUACGGGGAUACUGCGUGUGUGUACGAUUAUGUACGGAUACCAGGUGGAAGUGAGGAUGGGUCAACUCACACCUCCAGGGAAAGAUUUUGUGGGUUGGCUCUAGGAUUUUGCCGGGUGCAGACUGGGAAAACUGUUGAUUGUGCUGCUGCACUGGGAUCUGUUAUAUCAUACAGCAAACCCUUCCUGCUAGGCGUAGUUACUGAUGGAGAGGAGGGUGGUCCAACUACUGCAAACAAUUCACCUCAGGAUAAAGGAAAUCGUGGUUUUAAGCUUGUAUAUAACCAACAGCCCUGUAUGACUGGAUGAUAGCUUUUAUGUUCAAAUUAUAACAAAUAAUGACAAAUAAAUAUUUAAUGAAUUGUAUAAAGUUUUGUCAUAAUAUAAGACGACAUUUAA